ACUCUCUCCCACACAAGUUACUAUUUCGAUUUUCGACAUCUAAAGCUCAUAAACAACGCUACUAUUUCGAUAAUUGCGAUCAAUCACUGAAUCAUCUGGCUUUCUCUCUGUGUUCUUGUUCUAUUUUGACAAUUUUUCGUUUCAAUACUCUUGGUGUGAUCUACCUUAGGUUUUUCUUUACAAUCGCUGAUCCAAUUAUUUCUUUUGCAGGAAUUUUUCUUUUGGAUCUCUUUGUUUUGCAGUAUCUUUUCUUUUCCGUUCAGGUCCUCUUGCUUUAUGCUAUAUUUUCCCUUCUUUGGCCAACGCCAUGGAUGCGGGAUCUUUCACAUAUUUCAACAAGAGCCAAUCUCGAAACCCUCUUCAAGAACAGAUCAUCCGGAGAAGAAGCUCCCAUGAAAAUUUGGACAGAUUCAUUCCAAACCGUUCGGCGAUGGAUUUCGACUUUGCUCGUUACAUGUUGACGGAUGGAAGAGUGGAGAAAGAAGAGACGGGAGUGAUAUCUCCAUCAAGAGAAGCUUAUAGGAAGGGAUUAAAGGAGAUCUUCAAUAUGAAUAGAACUCGGAUCCUUGCGUUCAAGAACAAACCACCUUCCCCAGUUAAAGGGCUUUUAUCAGAAUCCAUCUCAUUUGGUCAACAAUCGAAACCUGUAAAGGCGAGGAGACAUAUUUCCCAAUCUUCAGAGAGAAUAUUAGAUGCCCCUGAUCUUUUAGAUGAUUACUACUUGAAUUUGCUUGACUGGGGUAGUGGCAAUGUUCUAGCGAUUGCCCUUGGGAACACUGUCUACUUGUGGGAUGCUUCUGAUGGAUCUACUUCUGAACUUUUGACUAUUGAUGAUGAGAAUGGUCCUGUCACCAGUGUCCGUUGGGCUCCCGAUGGAAGACACAUUGCUGUUGGCUUGAACAAUUCUGACAUCCAGUUAUGGGAUUCCUCCUCCAAUCGACAGCUGAGAACGUUGCAAGGGCACCAGUCUCGUGUGGGAUCUCUUGAUUGGAACAACCACAUUCUGACCACCGGAGGAAUGGAUGGUCUUAUCAUCAACAAUGAUGUACGAGUAAGGAAUCACAUUGUUGAAACCUACAGGGGACACCACCAGGAGGUCUGCGGGUUAAAAUGGUCAGCUUCUGGGCAGCAACUUGCCAGUGGAGGGAAUGACAAUCUUCUGCACAUAUGGGACCGGGGAAUGGCCUCUUCAAAUUCUCCAACUCAAUGGCUUCACAGGUUGGAAAACCACACAGCAGCUGUGAAGGCUCUGGCUUGGUGUCCUUUCCAGAGCAAUUUGCUUACCUCUGGUGGGGGUGGAGCAGACCAAUGCAUAAAAUUCUGGAAUACCCAUACUGGUGCAUGCCUGAACUCAGUGAACACAGGGUCUCAGGUCUGUUCCUUGCUUUGGAGCAAGAAUGAGAGAGAGCUGCUGAGCUCUCAUGGGCUCACUCAAAAUCAGCUAACCCUUUGGAAGUACCCAUCUAUGGUUAAGCUUGCUGAGCUCAGAGGACAUACUUCGAGAGUUCUGUUCAUGGCACAGAGCCCAGAUGGAUGCACCGUAGCAUCUGCAGCUGCUGAUGAAACGCUUAGGUUUUGGAAUGUGUUUGGGGCUCCUGAAGCUGCGAAGCCUGCCCCCAAAAAGGAUCCAUUUUCUAAUAUAACCCACACCUGCAUUAGAUGAAGGAUGUUUAAGUGCUUUUUGCAGAUAAUUACAAGAAAAACAGAUGGCAGCUUCCCCUUUCAAGUUCAGUGGUGUGGUGAUUGAAUUCUCCGCAAUCAAGAAGAUAUUGUAGAGGUGUCUGUAUUGUACACAAGGAAGAAAAGGGAAAAAAUGUUCUUUGAGCCGUCAGGAGUAGGAUGCUCUUUUGUAUUUAGGUUAAAUUUUUUGUAAAUAGAGAGGCAUGAGGAAGAAAGCUUGUAUCUCCAUUGUUAGUGAAGUUGCUCUCAUCUUACUGUGGAUGUAGGGUAUUAAAGUUAUAAGAGGGAAUUCUUUGAAAAUAGAGGGGCAAGAGGAAGAGAGCUUGUAACCCUCAUAGACCUUUUGGGAAGAGGAAACAAGACAUUAUACAUGUUGGAAUGGAAAUAAGGACCGAGUUGAUCAAGAUAACCUGCAAUAGGAAUUUGUUGGCUUUUUUUAGGCACUUUGGAGUGGCUCUUACGAUUACAACAGGUUCAUCAUUAGGAAAUGAAAUAAAAAAGGGUGAGGGUUUGGGCAUGCUAGUGGAUUACUCAGGAACAAAGUACGACAGCUAAUUUUGACCCUUGGAUUUUGUCAAUUUGAUUUAAACCAUUGGAUUCCCCAGGAAUAAAGUGAGCUCCAAACUGCAAAUCCUUUCUGCUGUUGCAGAAUUCAGAGGUUUAGGAACCAUGACCUCAAUAUCAAUGAAGAGAGGUUUUUGUUUUCUCUUCAUUGUUUAGUCUCCUGCUGCUGUAGAGAAAUGGCUGGACUGGUGGAUGGCCAUGAAGCAAUGGGAGAGCAGAGGAAGAGCUUCAGCUGAACAAAGGGAACUCAUAAGACCAGUCAAUAUCAAUAUGACUCUUCCUUAUAGAGAACAGAAUAUUGCAGCCACAACAUGGCACGCAUGGUCUUGCAUCUCCUCUCUUAUAUAUCCCACCAACAGUAUCUCUCUGUUCAUCAGUCCCCCUUCAUGCUUUCUCCUUCUCCGUUUGGAACAAGGCCUGCAAGUACGCUCGGUAUGCCCUCUCCGCGAAAGAGAAGAGAGAAGCUACCCAAUGGCACCACUACAUCCUGUCAGGUAAAACUUGGUCCUUUUAUUUUUUUUCCCUGGUUUUUCUCUACUCUUCCUGGAUUACAAAUAUUAUUCCUCUUUUUCUGAUUUUUUUUUCCCUUUCUCUUCUUGGUUUUUUUACCCACUGAAACCAUUUUUUUUCCUAGUUGUUUAUGUUUUCUCUUUGAUUGAUUCGUAUGACGUGCAGAAGAUGAUGUUGGCUUCGAUUAGGAAUUCAUCCAUGGUUAUUCUGACUGUAAAAUUGAUUCCAUUCUCCCUAGUUUUUUCCUCUGAUUUUGAUCCCCAAAUGCAUUAGUUCCUUCACUCAUUGAUCCAAAUUAUCAAGGGAACUAAUCAUGUCACCAAAAUAAAGGAGGUGGGGGAGAUUACAGGAACUAAUUAUGACAUGAUAUCAAUCCCAGGGGAAGAAGGAAAGAAAUUUGACAUAGAGUGAUAAGUUUCUAGCUGUGGAUUGUGGAUGAGAUCAGUAGUGAUAAAAUUUCUAGCUCAAUUUUAUUUUUGUAAUUUUGUAUCUAAAUUAUAUGGUUAGAAAUAGUAACUAAGGUUUAUUUCUGCAUAGUGGAAGUGAAUAGAAUCAGCAGUUACAUCAUAAAUGUAUAUAGAGUAUUGAUGAUUGAAACAGUGAGUGCAAAAAUUCAUAUUUAAUCUAUAACUUGCAGCUGGCAAGCAUAUUCCUAGAACCCAAGAGAGGAAGUAAGGUUACAUGGAUUGAAUGGAGAAAAAUUCCAUUACUUUCUAGGUUGCACCUCCCUUGUUAGUUACUCUUUUAAGUUGAGCCUUAAGGCCUUGAUGUAUAACACUAUAACCUAAAUAAGAACAAAAGAUACAACCAAGAAGAAAGCCAGAUAAUGCUUCUCUUUGAUUACUCAAAGGCCAUAGUAUAGUCAGAAGGCUCAAACCCCAAAAGAAACCCAAAAGAAACUCAUGUAAAGGAGAAACAAAUGAAAUCAAAACUCUGGGAGCAUGUAGAAAUCCUAAGAAUUGCUCAAUGUUUGGCAUAAAUAACACCAUCUUGGGACCACCAAAAAGAAAAAAGAAGAGAAUCACCAUUGUUUCAGAGAAUAAGAUGGCAAGAUUCUGUAAAUGGAAUACAUUCUCCUUUUCAACAUACUUGGAGGUUCAGUUGAAGUUAUCAAUGAGAAAGUGAAAUGAGCCAAAGGUGGGUCAAGUCAGAAUUGAGCCCUUCCUUCUUGGUUGCGCCCUCAAUGCUAAUGGAGGAAGGAGGGGAAUUCAUAACUGAGACAUCCACAGAGAUGAGUGGGUUGAAGGGUAAAUUAAAAACUGUCAUUUAUGAGCUCCAAACCAAGAAAAGAUCUACUGUAGUUACUGACUUGAGAAAUGUCUUAGACUUAACUACUGAUCAUCAUCAACUGAGACAUCCACAGAGAAGAGUGGGGUUUGAAGGGUUUGAAUUAAAAACUGUCAUUUAUGAGCUCCAAACCAAGAAAAGAUCUACAGCAGUUACUAAACUUGAGAAAUGUCUUAGACUUAAACGGAUAAUCAUCACCUACUUUGUCAAAGAAUUUUUCUCCAAACCAAAAAAUAAUCUCCCCAUCACAUAUUUUACAUUUUAUUUUGGCUGAAAAGAAAGAGAUUUAAUUUAUUUUUUUCAUCAAAUUGCCAGUCAAAACAAAAAUAUAAUUGCUGGCCAGCUGAAGCUAACUAGAACUCCAUACCCUCUUAAGGGCUUUGUUUGGUAUAUCUUGGAGUGAUUUAAAGGAAUUGUGAUUUUCCAAAGCAGAUUUGAUAGUUAUAUCAGUUGGUCUGUAUCAGAUCCACUAAAAAGUCACUACUUUUGGUUUCUAAGCAAAGCCAGUUGAGAUUUAAGUAAGUACCUUGUUUCAGUCACUCCUUGGUUUCUUUCAUGGAUAUGUGUAUGUUGAGUGGCUACUUUUGUUGGCACUUGUCACAGUUUUUGUACAGAUAAGCCCUCUCACUUCUCAUAUUAAAUGGACCAUUGUUGUGUUUUUCUAAUGAUAUUUCAGUCUGGCUUAUAUGCUGAAGGCUCAGGGAUGAUUUUUCUCCUAAAUAUUGUAGUUAAGGAUGGAGGAAGCAUAUUUAUUUAUUGUGACUCAUUGCACUUGUCACCAGUUUUCCAAUUUUGUAUUGUUUUAAGCCUUACUGCCAACUUUCCCCUCAAGUUUUACUUAUGAUAGAGAACUAGCCUAUUUAUGUAUUUGAUGGAUGUCAUCAGUUUCAUUUUGCUAUAAAUGGUCUUCCUUCUGCCCUUAACAUGGUGGUGGCAUUCAUGUUGGACAACACUGUUCUUGGUGAUCGGAAGGAAUGGGGAGUGUACUUGUGGUCAAGUGUUGAAGACUUGACAAAUUACUCAUCUCUCUUGCAGAUUAUUGCCUUCGAAGAAAAUUUGUAUAGCUUUUUUGUUGGCUCAAAUGUCUAUGAACAUGACAUGUCUUGAUAUUUAGCAGCAACCUGUAUAUAUGUUUUGGUGAAAUUGCCACUGUUUACAUAUAGAGUAUUAGGGAGGGUAUAUAUAUCCCAAUUUGUUACACUGUACUUCAUAAAGGAACAAUUUGGUGUUCCUUUCUUACAUGUAAGAACUAAAUGGGUGUUCUCAUUAAAUUGUCAACAUGAAUUUUUUCAGAGAAA
Molecule: messenger RNA, 5339 nt
Organism: Macadamia integrifolia
Lineage: Eukaryota; Viridiplantae; Streptophyta; Magnoliopsida; Proteales; Proteaceae
Product: cell division cycle 20.1, cofactor of APC complex-like
Exons: 6
Coding region: 308-1663 (451 amino acids)
Biological process (GO): positive regulation of anaphase-promoting complex-dependent catabolic process; positive regulation of ubiquitin protein ligase activity; anaphase-promoting complex-dependent catabolic process
Cellular component (GO): anaphase-promoting complex
Molecular function (GO): anaphase-promoting complex binding; protein binding; ubiquitin ligase activator activity
Source: RefSeq, a predicted model, not a curated record